CUCACGGUGUUAAGACAUUUUGCCUGUUGCAAUCAGAAAAACCUCACGACCAGAGGGUGACGGCAGUAUCGUAUAUUGGGAUAAAUGCGCUUUUUUGUGCGCCUAGCAAAUUUUAGAGUAACCAUUGUUUUAGUUUUAAUAAUCAACACUUGCUGAACAGUUUCCCAUGUCAACAGCAAAAUGAAUUUCGAUGAAUUUCUCAAGAUACUUGGCGAGUUCGGUACGUACCAACAACGCAGAUAUGCUUUGAUGUGCAUGAUAGCUUUCUACUCAGUAUUAUCCACAUUGGGCAUAGUAUUUUACGGCGCCGAACCAGAACACCAUUGUAAAAUACCUGCGGCACAGGUAGAACGCGUGACUACGCUGUACGGAAACGUUACACGGGAAGAGCUCUUAGAUCUGUUUGUACCGUACACAAAGGAAGGAAAGCGCAGUGGUUGUAAACUGUAUCGCGUUGACGAAAAGUACCUGAAUUCUACGCUUCCCACAUUACCCAGUAGCAGUUUCCCAAAUGGAAGAAUGGUAACAUUUAAUGAUUCAGUUGAAACUGACAUCCACAUCCUCUGGAAUCAAACUGUUGAAGGGAAGAGGGAAACUAUUAACUGCCCUGGACAAAGAGUAUACAGCAAGGACAUCUAUGAAUCUACCAUUGUUUCUGAGUUUGAUCUUGCGUGUGAGAACGCAUGGCAAACCGACACCUGCAGUUCGGUUUUCUACGUCUUUAAACUGCUGGCAAUGCUGGUGACGGGAAUCCUGUCAGACAGAUUCGGACGUCGUCCUGUAUUCCUGAUUGGCAUUAUAACACUGGUGGCGUCGGGGAUUUCAUCGGCGUUUGCUCCGAAUAUGUCGGCGUUUUGUGUCCUUUACGUCAUCCAGGGCGCCAGUGACUCGACCAUGUUUUUGGCGCUAUAUACAAUGGGAAUGGAGUAUGUCGGUCCAAGUAAGAGAAAAAUCGCUGGCGUUUUUAUGGAUAUGUGUUUUGGUUUAGGGCACGCUCCUCUCGCCAUUGAGGCUUAUUUACUUUCCAACUGGCGAUAUUUAGCUCUGGUGGCGAGCUCACCCGGUGUUAUUUUUAUUUUUUCCUGGUUCUUUCUCUCAGAACCAACGCGGUGGUUACUAGCACGUGGCAGGCACGAGGAGGCGAAGAAGAUCAUUACCAAAGUUGCCGUAGUUAACAAGGUUAAGCUUGAAGAGGACACAUUGGAGCGUCUUUUCACAGAAGGAGACGAGGAAAAGCAGACAUCCACGCACACUCCUAUUGACGUGUUGAGAACUUGGAAUCGAGCUAAAUUUUCUUUAAUAAUGAUCACAUGCAGGUUUAUCCUCGACAUGACUUACUAUGGAAUUGUACUUCAUUCAGAAGGGCUUGGUGGCAACAUAUACAUUAAUUUUGCCUUACUGGGAGCUGCAGAUGUUCCAGGGCUGUUGGUAGCCGUGUUUAUUGUAGAUAGAGUUGGUCGCCGGAGUAUAAUUGUUGUGACGUUCUGCAUCGGUGGAAUUGCCUGUAUUGUGUCAGGCCUGCUUCCUACAGAUUUACAGUGGCUGAUAAUAACAAUGGCGGUAAUAGGGAAGAUGAUGGUUUGUGUUACGGGAAGUGUAACGUUAAUGUUAACAGCUGAGGUUUAUCCCACUGUGGUAAGGCAGUCUGGAAUCUCCCUCACUGUGUCCGUGGGCAGAUUGGGUGCCGCUGUGGCGCCACAAGUCCUAGCCCUUGGCCGGAUAUAUUCGCCUUUGCCAUUCAUCAUUUUGGGGUCCCUUGCUGUUGGCAGCGGCUUGUUGGCCUUAUUACUACCCGAAACUCUUGGGAAGUCGCUCCCACAGACUAUAGAGGAAUGGGAUGCCAGACUUAAUCAUGGCAGCCUUAAGUUUACUGUGGACCACGAGAGCGUUGACCGUCAAACUGGUGAAGAGUUGAAAGACCUAAGCAAUGACAGUGUUGAUGUUGACAGUAAACGUGCCGAUGGAGCUGAGGGCUUGGAACUCGGAGCCCGUAAUGUGACAAAUAUUUAGCCCAUCACCCCAUCU
Lingula anatina is the source of this 2025-nucleotide messenger RNA. Its product is annotated as organic cation transporter protein-like. The record is from RefSeq and is a predicted model, not a curated record. NCBI's taxonomy places the organism in Eukaryota, Metazoa, Brachiopoda, Lingulata, Lingulida, Lingulidae. Gene Ontology annotation, molecular function: transmembrane transporter activity. Gene Ontology annotation, biological process: transmembrane transport. Gene Ontology annotation, cellular component: membrane.